Messenger RNA from Drosophila willistoni, 805 nucleotides. Its product is annotated as glutathione S-transferase theta-1. Lineage: Eukaryota; Metazoa; Arthropoda; Insecta; Diptera; Drosophilidae. The coding region runs from base 55 to 741 and encodes 228 amino acids. Gene Ontology annotation, cellular component: cytoplasm. Gene Ontology annotation, molecular function: glutathione transferase activity. The transcript is spliced from 4 exons. Gene Ontology annotation, biological process: glutathione metabolic process. The record is from RefSeq and is a predicted model, not a curated record.
ACCAGCUGCUAGUUUGGAUCGUGUCCAAUUGAAUUGUAAACAAAUUUUGUAAAUAUGGCUGGAUUGCUUAAAUUAUAUUACGAUUUUCUAUCGCCGCCAAGUCGUGUACUAUGGUUGAGCCUGAAAUUGAGCAAAACUCCCUUUGAGGCGUGUCCUGUGGCCCUGAGAAAAUUUGAGCAGCUGACUGAUGAGUACAAGAAGAUUAAUCGAUUUCAGAAAGUGCCCUGCCUGGUCUAUGAUGGAUUUCAUCUCAGCGAAAGCAUAGCCAUGGUUCGUUAUCUUGGGGACAAAGGUCAAUUAAGUGAAAAAUUAUAUCCCAAGGUCUUGAAGGAUCGUGCUCGCAUUGAUGAGUACUUGGAAUGGCAGCAGUUUAAUGUACGUAUGCCUUGUGGUUUAUAUUUCAUUCAUGGCUGGCUAUAUCCCAUCAAUGGCAUUGCCGAUAAACCCAAGCCCGAAGAAGUUGAGAAAUUUAUCAAGGAUGUGAAUGUUUGUUUAGAAUCCUUGGAGCGUUUUUGGUUGGAUAAUGAUUUUCUAAUUGGUUCACAUUUGUCAGUAGCUGAUUUAUUUACUGCCUCUGACAUCAGUCAGAUAAAACUCUGUCAAUAUAAUGUAAAUGAGCAACAAUUUCCCAAAGUGGCCAAAUGGUUGGAACGCGUACGUGAGGCAUCUAAUCCCUACUUUGAUGAGGCUCACGAAUUUGUUUACAAAAAGUCUCUGCAAGCAGCCAAAGCAAAACUUUAAAAAAGCUUUAAUUUGUAUAAAUUUUUUAAAAAUUAAAAUAGGUAACAAAGUGGAACAAAACUAA